Molecule: messenger RNA, 1395 nt
Organism: Aspergillus glaucus CBS 516.65
Lineage: Eukaryota; Fungi; Ascomycota; Eurotiomycetes; Eurotiales; Aspergillaceae
Product: carbon-nitrogen hydrolase family protein
Exons: 1
Coding region: 48-1193 (381 amino acids)
Molecular function (GO): catalytic activity
Source: RefSeq, a predicted model, not a curated record
AAUUCCCAACUAGCCUAACCCAAUCUACAACAAGUCUAACCACAGAGAUGCCACUCCCAAUCCGCAUAGCAACCUGCCACGUCUCGCCCAUAUUCCUAUCCGCGCGCGAGACAACCAGCAAAGCAAUCUCGCUAAUCGAACAAUCGGCGCGAAACAACGCCAACCUAGUCGCCUUCCCUGAAUCAUACAUUUCCGCAUUCCCAGUAUGGAGUGCAAUACGCGCCCCUACAGAGAACCACGAUCUGUUCAAGCGCAUGUCACAGGAGUCGGUCUACGCGAAUGGGGAAGAGCUCCGCGCGGUCCGCGCAACGGCCAGGAAGCAUAACGUGAUGGUCAGCAUCGGCAUCUCGGAGAAGGUGCAUUCGAGUAUUGCGACGUUAUAUAACUCGAAUAUGAUCAUCGGGAGCCAGGGGGAGGUGCUUGUGCACCACCGAAAGCUUGUUCCGACAUUCUUCGAGAAGCUGACUUGGUCUCCAGGCGAUGGGCACGGGUUGCGUGUUGCCGACACAUCGUUUGGGAAGAUUGGAAACUUGAUUUGCGGCGAGAAUACAAAUCCUCUCACGAGAUAUGCACUCAUGGCACAGGGUGAGAAUGUCCAUAUCUCGACUUGGCCGGCUAUAUGGCCCACGCGCUCUCAGCCAACUCCGACGGCUGGUGGAAGCGCCCCCGAAAGACAGGAUGGUAACAAUGCACAAUCCACUGUGGCGCACAAGAACUACGACAAUGUCGCCGCUAACAGAACACGCGCGGCCGCGCAUUGCUUCGAGGCAAAAUGUUUUGGAGUCCUAUGUGCCGGUGUUCUCGGAGAUGAUGCUAUUGCAGAGAUAGCGGUUGGCUCAUCUCGUUUGAAAGCAAUACUCGAGCAGUCUCAGCGUGGUGCGAGUAUGUUCCUUGAUCCUACGGGUGCUCAUUUACCGGGAUUCACUGUGGAUGACCGGACUGGGAAGCACGAGACUACCGAUUACUUGCAGAACACUGAAGGUAUCUUAUAUGCCGACGUGAACGUCGAAGAUUGCAUUGAGGGGAAACAGUACCAUGAUGUUGUUGGUGGGUAUCAGCGGAUGGAUGUGUUUGACCUGGCCGUUGACAGGACUCGUCGAUACCCCGUGAGGUUCUCCGAGAGGGUUCAGCCUGAACCAGCAAGUGAGGAAGAAAAAGCCACUGGUGGUAGUGAGGAGGAUGGGGAACUAUAGUGAUGCGCCCAGUAGCGGAAUGAACGGGAAUUGCGGGAACAGCGGAUGGGACUUCAGUUCCCCCGUUAGGGUUUCGGAACCAAAAGUAGAGCCGACCGUUUUUCUUCAAAUGAUAUCGUCGAAGAAUACUCCACAUAAAGAUUCGGUGGAUAUUGACAACCCAUCAAUCACUUGCAUGCGUAUGUCAGCCCAUCAAAACGCA